This is a messenger RNA of Daucus carota subsp. sativus, 3480 nucleotides long. Its product is annotated as calcium-transporting ATPase 4, endoplasmic reticulum-type. The coding region runs from base 142 to 3330 and encodes 1062 amino acids. Gene Ontology annotation, cellular component: membrane. The record is from RefSeq and is a predicted model, not a curated record. The transcript is spliced from 8 exons. Gene Ontology annotation, molecular function: ATP binding; ATP hydrolysis activity; P-type calcium transporter activity. Gene Ontology annotation, biological process: calcium ion transmembrane transport; intracellular calcium ion homeostasis. NCBI's taxonomy places the organism in Eukaryota, Viridiplantae, Streptophyta, Magnoliopsida, Apiales, Apiaceae.
UUAUGUCAAUCUGCAUUAUCUAUUAAUAGGUAACGGACAAAAGUUGAUAUCAUAAAUAUUGCUUUCAAGGUUUUCUCUGUUGCUUUGCUUUGAUUUCUCUGUAACUACUCAGAUUUCUUGUUUUCGAGUUUAAGGAUCAGAAUGGGGAAAGGUGGGAUUGAGAAUGUUGGUAAAGAGGGCCAUUUGUCUGGGAAUUCUUCUGAAGUUGGUGAAAUGUAUCCUGCAUGGGCUAAAGAAGUUGAUGAAUGUGUGGAGAUCUUUGGGACUGACAAGGUAUCUGGACUGAAUUCGAAGGAUGUGUCAGAGAUAAGGGGAGUUUAUGGUUUUAAUGAACUGGAGAAACAUGAAGGUACUUCUUUCUGGACUUUGAUUGUUGAUCAGUUUCAUGAUACCCUUGUUCGGAUUCUUUUACUUGCUGCUGUUGUUUCGUUUUUGCUUGCUUGGUUUGGUGAUGGGGGUAGUGAUUUUUCUGCGUUUGUUGAGCCUUUUGUGAUUUUCUUGAUUUUGAUUGUGAAUGCGAUUGUGGGAGUUUGGCAAGAAACGAAUGCGGAGAAAGCAUUAGAGGCAUUAAAGGAGAUUCAGUCCGAACUGACUACUGUGAUUCGAGAUGGGAUUAAAAUCCAUAACAUGCCUGUGAAGGAACUUGUUCCUGGAGAUGUAGUUGAACUUAGGGUUGGUGACAAAGUGCCUGCUGAUAUGAGGAUUUUGAAAUUGGUGAGUUCAACGUUGAGGGUUGAACAAGGAUCACUGACUGGUGAAAGUGAAGCUGUUAACAAGACAAUAAAGCCUGUUUGUGAGGAUUCGGAUAUUCAAGGCAAGAAGUGUAUGGUUUUUGCAGGGACUGUUGUGGUGACAGGAACAUCCAUUUGCCUAGUGACACAAAUUGGAAUGGGGACAGAAUUGGGGAAAGUUCAUGAACAGAUUUAUAACGCGGCACAGUGUGAGGAGGAUACACCAUUGAAGAAGAAGUUGAACGAAUUUGGAGAGGCAUUAACUAUGGUAAUUGGGAUCAUAUGUCUUUUGGUUUGGAUUAUAAAUGUGAAGUACUAUCUCACUUGGGAAUAUGUUGAUGGAAUGCCUAGAAAUUUCAAAUUCUCAUUUGAGAAGUGUACAUACUAUUUUGAAAUCGCAGUGGCAUUGGCUGUAGCUGCGAUUCCAGAAGGAUUGCCUGCAGUGAUAACGACUUGCUUGGCCCUUGGGACACGAAAAAUGGCGCAGAAGAAUGCACUUGUCCGGAAACUACCUAGUGUUGAGACAUUGGGAUGCACUACGGUUAUUUGCUCAGAUAAGACUGGCACUUUAACUACUAACCAAAUGGCAGUGUCGAGGCUUGUGGCCAUAGGGGGUAAAGGUGACGUGCUUAGGACAUUUAGGGUGGAUGGGACUACCUAUAAUCCUUUAGAUGGGAAAAUUCAUGACUGGCCAGUUGGGGCCAUGGAUGCUAAUCUUGAAAUGAUAGCGAAGAUUGCUGCUGUGUGUAAUGAUUCCAGUGUUUCAUUGUCAGAGAACAAGUUUGUUGUCAAUGGGAUGCCUACAGAGGCAGCUCUAAAGGUUCUGGUAGAAAAAAUGGGACAGCACUCAAAACCUGAUGAACAUGAAGCUCUGAGUCCUGGCGAUAUUCUAAGAUGCUGUUCACAGUGGGAAAAAACUGAACAUCGAAUUGCAACUCUGGAAUUUGACCGUGAAAGGAAAUCUAUGAGUGUAAUUGUAAUCUCCCAGUCAGGAAAGAGAUCAUUGCUGGUCAAGGGGGCAGUAGAGAAUCUAUUGGAAAGAAGUACAUCCAUACAGUUGCCAAAUGGUUCAGUAGCAAAAUUAAACACAAAAUCAAAGGCUGUUAUUUUGAACUCUCUCCAUGAUAUGUCAACAAAUGCCCUCCGUUGUUUAGGUUUUGCCUACAAGAGUGAACUCCAUGAGUUUGCAACUUACGAUGGAGAUGCAGAUCAUCCUAAUCAUGAGAUCUUACUCGAACCAUCUAACUAUAAAUCCAUUGAAAGUGAACUCACUUUUGUAGGCAUGGUCGGACUGAGGGAUCCCCCUCGUGAAGAAGUUCAUCAAGCAAUUAAGGACUGUAGAGAAGCGGGAAUUCGUGUUAUGGUUAUAACAGGAGAUAACAAGAGCACAGCUGAGGCUAUAUGUCGUGAGAUAGGUGUAUUUGGAGCUGAAGAAGACAUUAGGCUGAAAAGCUUGACAGGAAAGGAGUUUAUGCAACUUGAAAAUCCAAAAGCUCAUUUGGGACAAUGUGGCGGCCUUCUCUUCUCCAGAGCUGAGCCAAAGCAUAAACAAGAGAUUGUGCGACUGCUUAAAGAAGAUGGCGAGGUGGUUGCAAUGACUGGUGAUGGGGUAAAUGAUGCACCUGCCCUGAAACUUGCUGAUAUUGGUAUUGCUAUGGGCAUUACUGGUACAGAGGUUGCUAAGGAAGCUUCAGACAUGGUAUUGGCUGAUGAUAAUUUUACUACUAUAGUUGCUGCCAUUGGUGAAGGGAGAUCGAUAUACAACAACAUGAAGGCUUUUAUCAGGUAUAUGAUCUCUUCAAACAUUGGGGAAGUUGCUUCAAUAUUUCUCACGGCAGCCUUAGGGAUUCCAGAAGGCCUCAUCCCUGUUCAGCUCUUGUGGGUUAACCUUGUCACUGAUGGUCCUCCAGCAACAGCUUUAGGUUUUAACCCUCCUGAUAAAAUGCUGAUGAAGAAACCUCCUCGUCGCAGUGACGACUCUCUCAUUAAUGCGUGGACGCUGUUUCGUUAUCUGGUGAUUGGACUGUAUGUUGGAGUAGCCACUGUCGGUGUAUUCAUAACAUGGUACACACAUGAUUCUUUUUUGGGAAUUGACCUAAGCCGCGACGGUCACACCACAGUCACUUACUCUCAACUAGCCCACUGGGGAAAAUGCGCUUCCUGGAAUAACUUCACAGUUUCACCUUUCAAAGCCGGUGCACAAGUUUUCUCAUUCGAAAAUGAUCCUUGUGAAUAUUUCAAGGCUGGGAAAGUGAAAGCCACAACACUCUCACUCUCCGUUUUAGUAGCCAUUGAGAUGCUCAACUCUCUCAAUGCACUUUCUGAGGACACCAGCCUUCUGGCAAUGCCCCCUUGGGUCAAUCCAUGGCUCCUCGUGGCCAUGGCCGUCUCGUUUGGAUUGCAUGUCCUGAUUUUAUACAUACCGUUUCUCGCCCAUGUGUUCGGGACAGUGCCCCUAAGCCUCAAUGAGUGGAUCUUGGUCUUGGCCAUGGCUUUCCCAGUGAUACUAAUCGACGAAGUCCUGAAGUUUCUGGGAAGAAGAACCAAAUGGAUUUUCAGGACCAGCACAGAAGCAUCUGCAAAGCAGAAGUCUGAGUAAAACAGUAACCAGCAAGAGUUAAUAUGAAUAUUGUUGCCUAUUAAAAUCAGACAUUAGUAUCUAGAGCUUUUCAUGCACCUCUGAGUUCUGUAUAAUUAUUAUUAAUCUCUAAAGACCAGCCAAUCUUAUCUGCAUAUUACAUUAUCUUUC